Molecule: messenger RNA, 1845 nt
Organism: Heterostelium album PN500
Lineage: Eukaryota; Evosea; Eumycetozoa; Acytosteliales; Acytosteliaceae
Exons: 5
Coding region: 1-1845 (614 amino acids)
Cellular component (GO): nucleus
Source: RefSeq, a predicted model, not a curated record
AUGGAAAUAGAAAGUAAUAUGGACUAUUCAAUUCAAUGUCCUGAAUGUCAACUUGAUAUUCAUAGUACUUUAUUUCAAGAGCACUUCAAUAGAUGUAUAGGUGAAGAUGAGAAUAUCGAACAAGAACAACAACAACAAGAACAACAACAACAACAGCAACAGCAACAGCAACAAUCAUCGGAUAACAAUGAAGACAAUGAUCAAAUAACUGAUAAUGGUAAUGGUAAUGGUAGUGGUGUCAUUGGUAAUCUGGUUAAUAUGAUUAUGAGUAUCAGUGGUGUGGUUAAUAAUAAUAAUGUAAAUAAUAGUAAUAAUGACGAGGAUGAUGAAGAUAUGAUGGAAAUAGAUAACAAAAACUAUGAUAAUGAUGAAUUUGAAGAAUAUGAUGAAGAUGCUUUCAAUAGAACCUAUGAAAGUAAUGCAACAUCACCAUCAUCAACAACUACCACUACAACAACAACUACAACAACGAAUAAUAAUAAUAGUAAUAGUAAUAAUAAUGAAGAGAUAGCAGCUAAAGAUAGAUAUACAAUUAUAAAUGUAGAUGAAGGUGAUCCUGUGACGAUGGAUGGUGCUUCAAGCUUUGUGUUGAUGAGCAAUGGCGAGUUUGACGAAGAAUAUAAAUCAUUGCAGCUGGUACAUCAACUGAUGGAGCAAGAUCGACUUGAAAAACUCGCAAAAGAAGAGGAGGAGAACAAGCGUUUAGUACUUGAGAUGUUGGAACAAGAGAGACUACUACACGAACAAUCUGUAAAGGAGUCAUCAAAAGACUUGAUCACUCAGUGUAUAAAGUGUCAAAAGAUAGAGGAAAAGGUUGAAGAUAUUAUUUUUUUAGAUUGUAGUCAUGUAUAUUGUAAAUCAUGUUUGUAUUCAUAUAUAAUGAAUAAGAUCAAUAAGAAGGAUGUGUUAUCUAUCAAAUGUCGGCAAUGUAAGAUUAGCGAUCCAGAUGCAACCUUGACAUCAUCCGAUAUCAAACAGGUACUCAGUGACAAGGAGUAUCAAGUCUACGAAGACGCCUCACUCGACGAAGUGGUUACAAAGAAUAAGAACUUUACGAAAUGUCCAUCAUGUAAUAUAUUUAUGGAGAGUAUUGUCAACUAUGGUAAUGGUAAAAAAGAUGGAAAAGAAUAUGAUGACAAUGGAAAUGAAUUGAGUCAAGAAGCAAUUAGACACAAGAAUAAAUGUAGACUACGAUGUUAUAGUUGUUCGACUUUCCACUACGAAUGUUGUAAAAAGAAACUUGUAAACAAAUGGAACUCAUCUAGAAUAUCUUUUGGAUUUAUGAAGUGUGCAUUGUGCUCACAGAAUAUAGUUCAUGAAUCUCUGAAGGACGAAUUGGAUCCAAUACUGGAGCUGUACGAUAAGAUUAAAACCAAAGGAAUACAGAGACUGGUGUCGUAUGGUCCAGAGAAGGGUGUAGAUCUCAAAGAUCCAAAAUGUAAAUGGUACAAAAACGAAGAACUCUAUGUCAUGGAAAGACUCUCCUAUUUCCCAUGCUUCAAAUGCAAGAAACCAUACUUUGGUGGUGAAAAAGCAUGUGGAGAGAACAAUGUAGAUUUCAAAGCUGAAGAACUUUUAUGUGGUGGAUGUAGUUGUGAUGGUAAAGAUAAUUGUGAAAAACAUGGAAAAGACUAUAUUGAAUAUAAAUGUAAAUUCUGUUGUAAUACAUCUGUAUUCUUUUGUUGGGGUAAGACACACUUUUGUGAUGAUUGUCAUAAGAAAUCAACGGAAAUGGUUCGUACACCAAGAGCUGACCUACCUAAAUGUACAUGUGGCAACAUCCAUCCACUCAAUGGAGAGGAACAUUGCUAUGGAUGUUCAAUAUGCAGAAUUAAUCAAGCAUAA